GAAUAAACUUUUUCUCCACCAUAAGAAGCACCGACUUCUUUGAUUAUACUCUCAACUGUACUCACUUUCUCCUUCGCUCCGCAACAGUGUUUGUUGCAAUCUCCGUGGACCAGAUCGGAAACUGCAAUUGCCGGCAGCUGGACUGUUGUACAUGGGCACCAGGAUAAUCACGGUGGCGCAAGAAGGCGCCGCCGAUUACCGGACCGUUCAGGAAGCGAUAGACGCGGUCCCACUCAGCAACACGUGCCGCACCGUGAUUCGCAUCGCACCCGGCGUUUACCGGCAGGUGCUGUACGUGCCGAAGACCAAAAACCUCAUCACGCUCGCCGGAAUCCGCCCCGAGGAGACGGUGCUCACGUGGAACAACACCGCCGUCAAAAUCGACCACCACCAGGCGGCGCGUGUGAUCGGAACCGGGACGUUUGGCUGCGGGAGUACGAUCGUCGAGGGGGAGGAUUUCAUUGCUGAGAACAUCACCUUCGAAAAUUCAGCUCCCGAGGGUUCAGGGCAGGCUGUGGCAAUUAGAGUGACGGCCGAUCGUUGCGCAUUCUACAAUUGCAGAUUUCUUAGUUUUCAGGAUACUCUGUAUUUGCAUCACGGGAAGCAAUAUUUGAGGGAUUGCUAUAUUGAAGGAAGUGUAGACUUCAUUUUCGGUAACAGCACCGCUCUUUUGGAGCAUUGUCAUAUUCACUGCAAAUCCCCGGGUUUCAUAACAGCUCAAAGCAGAAAAUCUUCCCAAGAGACGACUGGAUAUGUAUUCUUGAGAUGUGUGAUUACUGGUAAUGGAGGGACACAGUACGCAUAUCUUGGGAGACCGUGGGGACCGUUUGGUAGGGUGGUCUAUGCAUACACAUACAUGGAUGGUUGUGUUAAGCAAGCUGGUUGGAAUAACUGGGGGAAUACUGAGAAUGAAAGAAGUUCUUGCUUUUACGAGUACAAGUGCUUUGGGCCAGGUAGCAGCCCGACGAAGCGUGUGACGUGGGCGAGAGAAUUGAUAGACGAAGAAACAGAGCAGUUUCUUGGACAUAGUUUUGUUGAUCCAGACACACAGAGGCCUUGGUUGGCUCAGAGGAUGGCUGUGAGGAUACCAUAUUCAGCAUAAUUUAGGAUAUGUGACUGAAGUUGUUACUUUUUUGUUUUGUACAAGGAUGCAAUAAUAAUUUCGGACGAAUGAUUUAUUCGAGAAAAUUGAAACCUUCAAUUCGCAAUUGCAUUUAGGCGGUGUUUGCAAAAGCUUUUGAAAAGUGAUUCUGA
This is a messenger RNA of Erythranthe guttata (spotted monkey flower), 1254 nucleotides long. RefSeq names its product pectin methylesterase 31 (gene PME31). The record is from RefSeq and is a predicted model, not a curated record. Gene Ontology annotation, molecular function: pectinesterase activity. Lineage: Eukaryota; Viridiplantae; Streptophyta; Magnoliopsida; Lamiales; Phrymaceae. Gene Ontology annotation, biological process: pectin catabolic process; cell wall modification.